GCACAUGCCUGCUCUUAUCGUAAUUCCUGGGUCGCGCUUCUUUAGCUCACCUGGGCUGGAAAUGGCCAGCUUGGGAUUCGCUGCCAGGCCAUCCAGACUUGCGAAUUCGAUGCCAUGCUGUAUGUAUAGCUAUCACCUGUGUCUGCAUGUUUGGACUGUGCGCGUGCCGCUGGCAAUUAGCCUGUCUUGCAAACUGGCAGGAGAAUGUCGAUCCAACCUGAAUUUAUUUUUGGUUUCCCCCAGUCAUAACCAUUAUGCGGCUCUCUCGACUAGGCAGAGCAAAGACGAGCAAUCAGCAAGUCGAAGCUGUAAACAAAAAAGAAUCCCGCGAUCGCCCGCCUCUCUAUGAAUGCGAAUCACUGCGCGAAUGCCCCCUACUCAUACCUGUCUUUUUCCUGUCCAGCCGGCGCAGGAUAUCGACAGGUAGUCGACUUGUGCUCUGGAGUCUGUCUGCUUCUGGCACUGACAGAAUAGAAAAAUCUUGCGGAGGACCCGGUCCAUUCGCAAUUAAAAUGUUCGCUAUCCCUGCAAGAAGACUUGGGAAUCCACGACUGGCUACUAGGUGCUCGUUGCUGGUGCCCACUUUCUGUCAGAUUUUUUGCCUUGCAAUUUUUCGGCUGUCGUUUAACGUAUUCGCUGUUGGCUGAUGACUAUAUAGGCCACAACAAGCUAAUUCUGCCUGUGCGCAGUUGCUGCGAAUCCAUGUAUGUUAUUGCAGCGGAAAAUCAAAGCUUAUUGGA
This is a messenger RNA of Linderina pennispora, 740 nucleotides long. RefSeq lists its product as uncharacterized. The transcript has a single exon. Gene Ontology annotation, molecular function: structural constituent of ribosome. Gene Ontology annotation, biological process: translation. NCBI's taxonomy places the organism in Eukaryota, Fungi, Kickxellomycota, Kickxellomycetes, Kickxellales, Kickxellaceae. The annotation marks the transcript as partial. The record is from RefSeq and is a predicted model, not a curated record. Gene Ontology annotation, cellular component: ribosome.